GAGAGCGAGGCUUUGGAUGAAAGAACGAUGCGCUCUGUGUGUGUGCGUCUGUGUGUGUGUGUGUGUGAGGGGGAAGAAAAUAGCGCUAGAAUUUGGCACCAUGCGGGUGUCCGUCAUCAGCACGUCUGGAUACAAUAUCCAGUACGACGGAGGUUUGGGAUUGUAUGCGUCUUCCCCAGCGAGUAGAAGUAUGAGACACGCGAGUGGCCGGGGAAGACAAUCGUCUUGGACACGUGACCCUUCUACACAACAAAUAUUGUGAUGUUAUGUAACUUGUGUUUGUGUCAGUCACUCCUGAGCGGGUUGGGGGAAACCAAACAAAAAAUAUGCCAUUAAAUUAACGGGAGGUAAUGAACGGCAUGAUGUGGUGGUCAACAUAAACCCCCCAUGAGUGACCGUAAAAGGCUACGUGGUGAGUGAGUGAAUGGGGAGCCUCCGGGGUUAUCUCUGAGAAGCACUGCUUUAUUUAUAGAGCUAAAAAAAACACCCACCCUUUUUAAUGUUGCCCCUCCUCCAUUUUCAAUUAGCCCCUCAUGGGUGGAGUAACGCAAUCAGGGGUGACUACUACUGAUCUCCCGAAGAGUAUCGCCUCAGUCUGAUCCAGACUCCGCACAGGCGCAAACUCCUCACACAGGAAGCUGCGAGCCAAAAUGACAGAGCGCUACGACUGCCACUACUGCAAGGAGUCCCUGUUUGGGAAGAAGUACGUCCUGCGAGAGGAGAAUCCUUACUGUGUGAAAUGUUACGAAAGCCUGUACUCCAACACCUGCGAGGACUGCAAGAAGUCCAUUGGCUGCAAUACCAGAGACUUGUCUUACAAAGACCGCCACUGGCAUGAGGAGUGCUUUAAGUGCUUCCAGUGCAAGCGCUCGCUGGUGGACAAGCCGUUCUCCACCAAGGAUGAGCAGCUUCUGUGCACCGAGUGCUACUCCAACGAAUACUCCUCCAAGUGCCACGAGUGCAAGAAAACAAUCAUGCCAGGCUCCAGGAAGAUGGAGCACAAGGGCAACAGCUGGCAUGAGACCUGCUUCACUUGCCAGAGGUGUCAGCAGCCCAUCGGCACCAAGAGCUUCAUCCCCAAGGACAACCACAACUUUUGUGUGCCCUGCUAUGAGAAGCAGUUUGCCAUGCAGUGUGUGCACUGCAAGAAGCCCAUCACUACUGGCGGGGUGACCUACCGUGACCAGCCCUGGCACAAGGAUUGCUUCCUGUGCACGAGCUGCAAGCAGCAGCUGUCUGGACAGAGGUUCACCUCCAGAGAUGACUUUGCCUACUGCCUCAACUGCUUCUGCAACCUCUACGCCAAGAAGUGUGCCUCCUGCACCACACCCAUCAGCGGUCUGGGAGGCAGCAAGUACAUUUCCUUUGAGGAGCGCCAGUGGCACAAUGACUGCUUCAACUGUAAGAAGUGCUCCGUGUCCUUGGUCGGCCGCGGCUUCCUCACCGAGCGCGACGACAUCCUUUGCCCAGAGUGUGGCAAGGACAUCUGAAGCAGAUGAAAGCCAAUCAAAACAUCCGAUUGAUCAGCCAUGCUAGAGCACAAACUGUAGUGUCUUUUACGCCCUUAUAAGCGGUGACUGUACGUUGUUGUACACCACAGCUACUAUUUUUGACUUUGGAAUGUUAAAAUGCUAACAGACUGCAGUACUUGCAUGAAUGUAGAGGACAUGUUUGCAGAUAUAUUGUUACCCAAUCUACAUAUAUGCACAUUGUAUGCGUCUUUAACUUGACUAACUCCUGUAUUGUGCAUGGAUUCGCUUCUGUGGAACUCUGGUGUAAACUGUAGAUGUGCAUGGAUUCUUCUAGCAUAAAUAAAAGCUGCACACAUUCACCACAGGAAUCC
Dunckerocampus dactyliophorus (ringed pipefish) is the source of this 1843-nucleotide messenger RNA. RefSeq names its product four and a half LIM domains 2a (gene fhl2a). NCBI's taxonomy places the organism in Eukaryota, Metazoa, Chordata, Actinopteri, Syngnathiformes, Syngnathidae. Bases 651 to 1490 code for a protein of 279 amino acids. Gene Ontology annotation, molecular function: transcription coregulator activity. Gene Ontology annotation, cellular component: Z disc; nucleus. The record is from RefSeq and is a predicted model, not a curated record. The transcript is spliced from 6 exons.